AUGGCCGCAGUAAAUAUACAAUUUGAUCCAAACCUAGUUGACGAAAGCAAGAGCUUAGAAAUUCUCGUUCCCGCUACAAUUUUAACUAUCUUGAUUGUAUCGUCCACAACCACGCGCCUUUUGACUAAAUUGUACCUUCGGAGGAGACUAGGCAUUGAAGAUUACUUCAUUAUUGUUGGCCUAGCGUUCAACUUGACUGGCAAUAUUCUGGAAAUGCGAUGCGUUCACAACGGUUUUGGCCGUCACCUUCAGUUCCUCACGAUGAGACAAAGAAGAGUGGUCAGGAAAUUUACUCAGUACGAUAUCAUGUGCGCCGGCGUCUCUAUAUGGGCCGUGAAAAUGUCCAUCAGUUUCUUCAUACUCACAUACCUCGCCAAUGUUCACCGACGUUUUAAAUGGUUCAUUUAUGGGUUGAUGGUCAUGUCAACGCUUGCUAGUUUCGGGCAACUCAUUGCCUGGGGUCUCCAAGCAAGGCCACUUGAGAAACUCUGGAAUCCCGAGGUACCGGGAACCAUCGCCAGUCCUCAUCCCCUCUUUGUUGUGCAUAUCACUACGACAGUUAUUGGUGGCAUAAUCGAUGUUUUCUAUGCUUUAUCUCCUAUAUACAUCAUUGGAAGAUUACAAAUGAGGCUCAGGAGGAAAAUCACUAUCCUCAGCUUAACGGGGUCAGGGAUUGUGAUUUUCAUCUUAUCCAUCACGCGCCUGAUAUUUGUGAAGACAUUCUUUGACCUAGAUUACUCCUGGAGCCUGUGCGAGCAGUUCAUCUUCUCCAUAUUCGAGCGAAACCUCGCGGAAUUCGUCGCAGAUCUUCCCGUCCUUUACCAUCUGCUCCGCAGAAUAUCCGAAAGAUUGGAAGGGCUGAAGGCUAGCCUUAAAGGACGCAACAAUGAGGCGAAGAACCGAUCCGAUAGCUCAAAAGAAAACGAAUUCUCACUUGUCACUAUUGGCGCCGCCGUUACACACCCACCCAGAAUAGCCGCCCUUGGAGGCUUCCGCGCUUACGGGAGGAAUGCUCAGAUUAGCGGGUUUGAAGCAGAAGCCUUCGAGGACGAGCUGCCUUUGAGAGAGGACUCUCCCCAUGCUCCUGAAGAGAAUGGGGCGAUUGUAGUAAAGACAGACGUCGAUGUAUGGUCAGAGAAUGAAAAUUCUCAGGCACGUGAGGAAAGGAAUAAGUCAAUUAUUUGGCCUCUAGAAUAA
This is a messenger RNA of Hypoxylon fragiforme, 1197 nucleotides long. RefSeq lists its product as uncharacterized. The transcript is spliced from 4 exons. The coding region runs from base 1 to 1197 and encodes 398 amino acids. NCBI's taxonomy places the organism in Eukaryota, Fungi, Ascomycota, Sordariomycetes, Xylariales, Hypoxylaceae. The record is from RefSeq and is a predicted model, not a curated record.